AUGAAGCUUCCUUCAGGGCAUCCGAAACUCGGGAGUGAAAAGACGAGCCAGGUACCUAACGCGAAGAAGCCGAAACCCAGGGCGCCCCGAGGAUGUUAUACCGGGCCAUAUCCAGUCGGAACAAUGGAGAUCGAGGUACCUGCAUCUGAUCCUAGAGUUUUCAGUCACAUUUCUCGCAACAAGCGACACCUGCUACAACUGGAAACUGUCUUGAUGACAGUAUACUAUCCUGCAACAUCACCAGAUCCGCACGACAAGAACGCUGCAAAGCAAGGCGCAUUGGCUGUUCCCGUGUUCUUUCCCACCGUGUUCACAAAAUUGCCGGCGUUCCGAAAUGCCCCUGUGGCACGAUACUGGGCUCCAGAGGUAAACACCAAGACACGAGGCAAGCGCGUGAAGACGGAAGUUGGAGAGAAGCCAGAUGGUGCUGAAGAGGAGCCUGUGUUUCCUUUCAUUCUAUUCAGUCAUGUAUGCGGAGAAUUUGCAAGCCACGGUUUCGUCGUGUGCGCGGUUGAGCAUCGAGAUGGGUCGGGGCCGAGGACAAUUAUCAACUGCGCGAAGAGAGGCGAGGGAAUAGCGACAGAUAUCGAAAGGCGUGGUCAAGUGGACCAUCGUGACGAAGAGCGAAGCCAAGGCUUUGGCAUUAUCGACUACAUAUUUCCCAAGGACAAUCCAAUCGACACCUCUCCGCAGAACGACAAAGGAGUCGAUACCGAACUUCGAAAAGCUCAAAUUGACCUUCGCAUGGCCGAGCUGCAGGAAGCAUACGGCGUCAUGACAGAAAUUGUUGGCGGCAACGGCAAAAUGAUUGCAGAUCGUAAUUUGAGGAAGAAAGGUUACAAAGGCUCCAGUAGACACGGCCUUGACGGCAUAGACUGGUCGAGGUGGAAAGAUCGAGUCCGACUCGAUCAUGUCACGAUAUGCGGCCACUCUUUUGGUGCAGCAACUGCCGUUGAGAUUCUCCGGCAUAACGAUCGGUUCAAUUAUGUCAGUCAAGGCAUUAUUUACGAUAUCUGGGGAGCUGGCACACGCCCUGUUGAAGACGACAAGCAUCGCAUUUCUGCUCCGCUGAUCGCCAUCAACUCCGAAGCAUUCACGUACUGGCCAUCCAAUUUCAAGCUCGUGGAGUCCAUCGUCAAAGAAACACAAGAUGAGCCUGAGCCUUGUCCGGCUUGGUUGAUGACCCUUCGUGGUACGGUGCACGUCUCUCAAUCGGACUUCUCACUUCUGUACCCCAAUGUCUGUUCAAUUUUCCUGAAGAUGGUCGCAAAUCCGAGAAGAGCAUUGGAUUUGAACAUCAAUGCCUCACUGGAGUUCCUCAGCCACGUCUUGCCAAAAGAGCUUGCACAGGUAAGCCGUGCUUACAAGAACGAGGAAUUUCUCGAGACCGAGCUCAGUCACUUGGAAAGAAUCCCGUCAGAGGCGAUGCAUAGACCUAAGAAGGAGAAAUACCUCGCAGCGCGACUCCAGAUCCGUCAUGAGUGGAUCUACCGAAUCAGCCCAAAGCUGUUCAGAUCUCUCAAGCGGUGGAAAAUGAAGAGACAGGGCCAUCCACCUCAGCCCAAUGACGAGAUAUGGCUGCAUUCUAAACCGCGAGAACACGUUGUUGACCAUUUCCUGCGAAGCGUGUCUGGCAGGGAUCCCGAUCACAAGGAAGAUUUUGAUCUUGAUGGUCCUGCUACACAGGAAGGCACUGAUGAGGUCAAGCCCGUGCAGAUCAAGGACUCGGAUGGAGAAGGAACUCUUGGCUAG
Molecule: messenger RNA, 1752 nt
Organism: Fulvia fulva
Lineage: Eukaryota; Fungi; Ascomycota; Dothideomycetes; Mycosphaerellales; Mycosphaerellaceae
Product: Platelet-activating factor acetylhydrolase
Exons: 4
Coding region: 1-1752 (583 amino acids)
Molecular function (GO): 1-alkyl-2-acetylglycerophosphocholine esterase activity
Source: RefSeq, a predicted model, not a curated record